This is a messenger RNA of Rhodofomes roseus, 570 nucleotides long. Its product is annotated as NuA4-domain-containing protein. Gene Ontology annotation, cellular component: NuA4 histone acetyltransferase complex. The coding region runs from base 1 to 570 and encodes 189 amino acids. The record is from RefSeq and is a predicted model, not a curated record. The transcript has 3 exons. Lineage: Eukaryota; Fungi; Basidiomycota; Agaricomycetes; Polyporales; Fomitopsidaceae.
AUGGCCAGCGACAACCCAUCCCCCGAGGACAAGCUCCGAUACGACGCCGCAAAGAAGGAGCUUCUACAAGCCCUCUCCAAGCGGCGGAACGUAGACAGGUCUCUGGCCCAACUAGAGGUGCAAAUCUACAACCUCGAGGCAUCGUACUUGACAGAUACCGCUGCACACAGCGGCGGAAACAUCAUCCACGGCUUCGAGGGAUACCUCAAGAACCCAACAGGAGGACGGAAGAAGUACGAGAUCCAUGAUGGAGAUCGUAUGUUCUCCACUAGCAGCACGACAUUCAAGAAGUCGCUCGAACUGUCCGGCGAGGGCGAAGAGUCGGGAGUCGGAGAGGACAACUCGCGCAUGUCGACUCCCGGACUGACGACGGUCAUUGUUCCCCCUGCUCCCAGGGCGCAGGAGCUCACCGCCGCACAGCAGAAGAAGAAUAGAGACCGCGAGUACCAGAGGAAGAAGCGGGCCAAUGCACGCGCGACCGCCACCCCGAUGAGCGAAGACGAUAGCCACAGCGUCACUUCGUCAGGACGGAGACCGACGAAGAGGGCACGUCUGGCGGAUGACGAUUAA